This is a messenger RNA of Ictalurus furcatus (blue catfish), 993 nucleotides long. Its product is annotated as trace amine-associated receptor 13c-like. Gene Ontology annotation, molecular function: trace-amine receptor activity. The record is from RefSeq and is a predicted model, not a curated record. Bases 1 to 993 code for a protein of 330 amino acids. The transcript has a single exon. Gene Ontology annotation, cellular component: membrane. Lineage: Eukaryota; Metazoa; Chordata; Actinopteri; Siluriformes; Ictaluridae. Gene Ontology annotation, biological process: G protein-coupled receptor signaling pathway.
AUGAACCUGACGGAGUUUAACCAGUCUGAUCGCUGUGAGCAUUUCUCCUGUCCAGAGAGAUCCUUAUCUCCUGCAGUUUAUAUCUUACUGUACGUGUGUUCAGCUGCUGUGGUUCUUCUAACAGUGUGUGGAAAUCUUCUCGUCAUCAUCUCUGUUCUUCACUUCAAGCAGCUUCAUACACCAACAAACCUGCUCGUUCUCUCUCUGGCAUUGUCGGAUUUCCUCAUCGGUACUUUAGUAAUGCUUCCAGUGUUAAUCUGGACGAUCGAGUCAUGCUGGAUUUUUGGGAGAGCUUUCUGCAUCACGUUUUGCAUGAUUGCCAGUUUCAUCGUGGGUUUAUCCAUCUACAAUGUCGCUCUGAUCGCUCUGGAUCGAUAUUUGGCUCUCUCAAAACCCUUUCUCUAUGCAAACAAAAUCUCUAAGUGGACUAUGUGCAUUGUGGUUUAUUCUAACUGGUGUGUGUGUCUAGCAUAUAGCAUAAUAUUCUAUUAUUUCAAUGUAAACUUAAUGGAUUUUGAAUUUUGUCCUGGUGAGUGUGUUAUCUUUUUCAAUGAUGUUUGGUCUGCAAUUGAUCUUGUAUUUUCAUUUAUAUUUCCACUCUCUGUCAUAAUCAUAUUGUAUACUCGAGUGUUUGUGAUUGCUAAGAAACAUGUCACUGCUAUCAGAGAGCUUAAUAAUCACACACGGCCUAAAACACAGAAAAUCACCUCACACUCGAUGAAAUCUGAGAGAAAAGCAGCUAAAGUCCUGGGCAUUUUAGUGUCUGUGUUUCUGAUGUGUUUACUUCCGUAUUUUAUUUACACUUUAUUAAGUGACAUUAUUGAAAUACAGACAAAAACUAUUCAUAAACUCUUGAUUGUGGGUUAUCUUAAUUCCACCAUUAAUCCGUUUAUUUAUGCUCUGUUUUACCCGUGGUUUAGGAGGUGCAUUAAAUUAAUUAUAACUCUGCGAAUAUUCCAGACAGACUCUGCUUUAAUCAAUAUUCUUUCAUGA